Molecule: messenger RNA, 1378 nt
Organism: Fimicolochytrium jonesii
Lineage: Eukaryota; Fungi; Chytridiomycota; Chytridiomycetes; Spizellomycetales; Powellomycetaceae
Exons: 8
Coding region: 97-1050 (317 amino acids)
Cellular component (GO): mitochondrion
Source: RefSeq, a predicted model, not a curated record
UUCGCGACCACCCCGACACCUCUUUUCUCUCCACUUCUUCUUCUUCGUCGCUUUCGGCCUAACCCAUAGCAGCACAGGUCUCGUUCCCUGCUCGCGAUGCCCUCCUUCCCUUGGCCCCCCUCCCUCCUGGCGCUUCGCGCCGGCAAUCGCCUCCUCCCGAGCGUUGCCCUCGGCCUCACACCAACAGCAGCAACAACACUCCGUUUGCCGACGCUGUCAGCUUUCCAGUGCCACCACCUCUCCUCCUCGCCACAGCGCCAAUCACCCGAGGCAACACUGCUUCUCUCCGCUGGACGGCCUCGCCGCACGGCUAUUCCGACUCUGCCGACACGCACUCAACGCCAUGCAAACAUGUACCAGGGAAACCCUAACCAAACGCCUAUAAGUCUCAGACCCAUCAAGGCGAAUAUCAUCAACCCCGAUUUACCGCUGCCAUUAUCGCGAACACCGUUCCCUAUCGCGUUUAACCCACUGCGACUGAACUGGACGAAUUUCAAGAACUAUGUAUGGCGGCAGGGCAGGCUGAAGUUCAACGAUUGGAGGAGCUACUGGAAGAUCAAUGAAAAGGUCUCUGGGCACAACGCGAAGGAUCUGGCGAACCUGGCGGAGCAGAAGUACAUUCUGAUGAACGAGGCGUUUGCGAGUGGAGACGAGAUUGAGCUUAGCAAACUAGUUGAAGAGUCCAUGUUGGCGACCCUAAGAAAGGAAAUCAAAGCCGCAAAAGAGAUCGGCGGCUACCGCACGUGGAAGGCGCACGGCAACUUUGGGAAGCCAAAGACUUUGCGCAUCUACAUCCUCCAGGCCGAUCUUGGCCAGGGUAGAAUCCGCGAGAUCGUCCAGGCUACCGUGAGGGUGUCGGUUAAGCAGUCGAUUGUAUGGAACGACAACCGAGGGAACCGCAUCAGUGGCGACCCCGAUGCGGUCAACGACAGGAUCACUGAAUACAUUGUCCUGCAGCGGACGCUGCCCACCGCCGAUGAGGUCAAGCUGACAGGCAAGCAGAGCAAGACGCAGGGGUGGAAGAUUGCGGGGAAGGUGCCUGCCCCGUGAGAGGGCGAGGGGGGUUGGCGCCGUGUAGUGCUAAACAUUGGGAGAGUGGAACAUGAGGAGUAGCAGGUUGGCCGUGUUGUCAAAGAUAUUCUCGACAAUAUGCUGCUGGGCUGGCAGGAAGGUUGCCUGAGGUGGUAGAAAGGUUGAUACCGUAGCCAUGCUAGUUCGGUAGCUACCUGGAUAUCAGAUGUCGUGCUGUUCGUGAGCACCUACGGCGUACUGUACAUUGUAUGUAUUGCGCGCGAGAUCGGAAGUAGCCGACGAUGGUCAGAUCGUAUAUACUGUAGAAUGGUUGUGUAUAGAAAGAGGUAUAGAAAAUGGAGGUACC